AUUUAGAAGCUUUGGGGGGGAUUUUUUGUGUGUGCGCUUCGGGUUUGCUUCGGCUUCUCCUCAUAGGAGUAUCGACUGACAUCACCAUGCCCCGGCUCAUUCGCCGCCAACCGCUGGCAGAGCGCAUUAAGUCCUACUUGAAUCCGUUAGACUUUUUGCUGUGGCUCUCAGAAGAGAUUGAUGCAAAUGACUGGGAUCAGUUCGAGAAAAACUGGGCGCUUCCGCUGGGUGUGACGUUGAAUCUUGUGUUUUUGGUUGCGCGGGCAAAGAGUCAGUCAAGUGGCAGCCAGGCUAUUGAUGAUGUGUUUGGUGAGGAUGGGGGCAGUUCUUGGCUGAGCUGGUUUGCCUCGUUUGUGGUUCAUUUUCUUGUCUGUGUCGUCGCGCUGAACACUUUCUACACCUUCUGUCGAAAACGACACUAUCGCUUGUUUGAAGCUUCUAUUGAUCAGGCGCCUGUGACCCCUUCUGCCCACCGUGUGCGAGUCGAUUCAACACCGGUGGCUGCGUCACCACUCCGAUACCUUGCAAAUGCCCUCUCCUGGUCUGCGGAGUCGAGAGCACACCAGGAUGCGGAACGUGAUGUUUGGGAGCUUGCGGUUUGGGACCCUCUACCGAUUUGCCUCCGACUAUUUUGCCUUUUCGGUCCCGGUCAUAUUCUGGUCUAUUGGCUUUUCCUACCCACUCAGCUAUCCGACCCUCGACCGAGCGUUACCAUUGUGACUGCCAUCUUUUUGACCACCCUGCUCUCGAUACAGAUGUCGUUCCUGUCAUCUUCCUUCAAGCAACAGGCAAAGGAUUCCGCGCUUGUUCACAGGGAAGUCUUGAAGGAGUAUGACACAAAAUACGUGCACCCUCGCACUCAACCCUUGAUGAGAAACGUUGGCACUCAGUUCUCCGGCCCUAGUUCGACCUUCGAGCAGAAAUAUAACAAUGUUGAGACCUAUACGCCCACAGUUGUCAUCAACCGAGGGUUUAAGACUAGCCCUAACCCAAAAUAUAUCAGCCACGUCGAUCCGGACGCGUCCGCCUCUCGACGCCAGUCCUUUAGCGCCACGCCUAUUAGCUCUUCCCAUUAUAAGGGUUCGGUACAAACGCCUAACCACCUGCGAGACGCCUCUCCUGUUAUUAAAGCUCCCCUAUCUUCCAUUCGCCAGCCCCAGUUUCGACAGACUCCCGCCGCCACAGGUGAUGGUGGUAGCCUCGGCAUUUAUUCGCAUGCCAACUCACCCUUGAGAAAAUCUACUUCAGCAAACUUUGAACGUCGCCUGCAUAACAACGGGGACUUUUUUUACAGAGAACGAACUUCGCGACCCUCUAGUCCGCUGAAAAAGAGCAAUAAUGUAUCCGCGGCAGCGAGCCCCAUGACGUCAGAAACAAGGAGAAGUCUCAUUGACCGGCGACGUGAAACUGGGCAUUUCUGAUUGACCCAAGCGGUCAAUGAUGCUACGACUGCCUCUUCCAUGUAAAGUAUGAUAUACAUAAUAACUCUCGGCAUCGUCACACAUUUCCCUUUUCCGGAUUCUGAACCAAGGGCCCAUCGUGUGAUUAUUAUCAGGUUAGCAUUGGGUAUGGCGUUGGUGCUUCUGCUUGUUUACCUGUAUUUAUUAUCUUUCAUGUGAUGUUAAGCCUUAGUCGAUGCUGGAAUGUAGGCUGACACCAGGUCCAUCCAGCCUCUGUACUAUCUUUUCAGGGUGGUAUUAUUGCCAGCCUGGAUGAAGUUUUGUUUUUUUUAAAAAAAAAUACGCACAUUGGCUCUCAUACGACAAUGCCGCAGCCAUAUCAUCUACUCCAUCCGCAUAAAUAUCUUGUUAUUGCUCAUCGGAAAAUGAAUUGGCAUGUGCCUUGCUCCUUCCAUUAAAAUGCAAUCGGUUUUCU
Messenger RNA from Aspergillus ochraceoroseus IBT 24754, 1875 nucleotides. RefSeq names its product Nur1/Mug154 family protein. NCBI's taxonomy places the organism in Eukaryota, Fungi, Ascomycota, Eurotiomycetes, Eurotiales, Aspergillaceae. The record is from RefSeq and is a predicted model, not a curated record. The transcript has 3 exons. Gene Ontology annotation, biological process: maintenance of rDNA; regulation of exit from mitosis. The coding region runs from base 87 to 1421 and encodes 444 amino acids.